CACAACAUGUUUAUAUUCCCUUUUUUUUUCUCUUUUCAUUGAAAAAAAUAUCUUUGUAAGACUAUUAAUUCUUGUGCUACUGUUUGGCCAGAACUGUUUCGGUAUGGAUCUAGUAAGAAUUGUAAAUUUGGCAAGAAGAAAUGAAUUUAGAUUUAGGACAUCGUGAGUUAAUUUUAUCCAGUGAAAAAUGCACAGUUUCAAAAAUAGUGGGAUCAUGGGUGUAGUGGGAGAAAUAUUAGCAUUUUUAUUUUACAUAGAAAAAAAUCAGUUACUAUACAAAACUGUUUUUUUGGCACGAAAUACAAAACUGUUUUUCUUUUUAAGCAUUUACAGUUUUUCUUUUUUUUUGGCAUUUUUCUAUAUUUAUUUUAAUAUUUUCCACAUGUCAAAAAUUUAUUUGUUGAGUGACUUGUGCUUUAGUAUAUAAGGGAUAUGCUUGAAGUUGAAGUUUUAUUAAUCGAACUCAAAAUAAAUUUGCAUCAGAAAUAAUUUUUAAACAGAGAUCAAAUAUAUCUGAACUGAAAGUAUUAUAAACUGAAACCAAUCCAAGCAUAUACAUAAAUGAAACUUAAAAAUGGAACCGGAAAACCUGAGCUAAACCCGGAAACCAGGUGCUACAAAAGAAAAGAUUACAAACAAUUUUUUCUUUAUUUUUUAAUUGACUCCGUAGAGAGUUUGGGAAUUUAUUUUGUUACAAAAAGAAGAGGGAACUGCCACUGCCAGUGAAUUUAUUAUUCUUGUUGAAUUGACCCUGGAAGAGUACAUGAACCAAUGAACUUUGACAUUUGUUUGAGGAUAAAUCCACUUUCUCCACCAACCAUUAGCAUCACAAGUUAUGGAAUGUAUCACAUGAGGGUCCACAGGUGAUGCAACAAAACCGCGUCUUCUAUAGCAAAAAUCCAAACUCAUCCACUCUCUACUACUUCCUUUUCUUCACUACACUUCUUUUCAAUAUUAAACACACAAUCCAGAUUCUGACUCCUCCCUUUAGAUUCUCAUUAUUAUAAUCAUGAUAUUACUAUCUAAGUGAAUCUACAGUAUCUCCAUUUGAGAUAUAACACUUGUUAAACCCACACACCACCUCUGAAGUUUCCUGGAAGCUGCACUUACAGAAGCCUUGAGAUAUUAUUAUAAAACAUGUACACGCUUUAUCUGCUGUUUUGAUAUGAUACUAAUCCACACCUAUAAAUAUAACUGCAAACUUUGUUAACAUUCCAACAUCAUAAUCCAAGCAGACAAAUUACAAAAAAGGUAUAAACAUUUUGAGUCACAUCUUGCUUCUGUGUGUGUUAUGUCUGGUCUUAGUGAUUCCAUUAACAAUGGACGAUAUGAUGGUCAAGCUGGUAUGCCCUCUGUCUACAGGGGAGUCCGGAAGAGGAAAUGGGGCAAAUGGGUGUCUGAAAUCCGCCAACCGGGGACCAAGAACCGUAUCUGGCUAGGUAGCUUCGAGACUCCUGAAAUGGCUGCAACCGCCUAUGACGUUGCAGCAUUCCAUUUCAGGGGACGAGAGGCUCGUCUCAACUUCCCUGAGCUCGUCGGCAGCCUGCCACGUCCUGCAGACUCGAGCUCCGACAGCAUUCGCAUGGCGGCUCAUGAGGCAGCACUCUGUCUCAGAACAGAGCCGCUGGAGUCAGACAUGCAUGUGGACACUUCAAGCUCUUCUAACGGAGGUCCAACGAUGGUGAGGCUCUCCCCCAGAGAAAUUCAAGCGAUCAACGAGUCAACUUUGGGGUCUCCUACCAUGUUGAUGCAUUCAACAGAUGACUACUCAAUGGGGUUUGCUAAUUAUAUGGGGAUGAAUGUUUGGGAUACGUACCAUACUGACUCUCUUUGGGACGCUUAAAACCAGAAGAGUUUCACAGCUCAAUAUUGAGUUCAUAACAGCUUAAGUUACUAGCCUAGACUGCUUAAGUAUUAGGGUUUAGUUUCUAGAAUCAAGAACAAGGGUUGUUGAUUCUGACGUUAUAGCAAAGAAUAAAGUUUAUCUGAGUUAUGGAGGGAAGGACACUUGUAUUCUUCAAAAGGAACAGAUGAGCUUGAUGGGUCCCAGAUAUGGACCUCUUCACCAAUAGUUUCAAAUUAAAUAGUUUGUUACUAAUAUGACACAUAGCUUCUAUUUAAUAAGCUGUGUUAAAGAUUGUGAGGUGUGACUAAUUUUUUAUUUUUUAUUUAUUUUCAGUUGUUUAUUACCUCUUUUGCUUAUGCAAUUCAAUAUGAAUUGUAGUUUAGUAACCUGGAUUUGGUUUGGUAUAUGUAUGGAUUCCUGAAAACUAUACUAUAUUUUUUUACUCUAACUAAUCUUAUGAAAAGAAAAUCUACAUUUCA
This is a messenger RNA of Brassica napus (rape), 2325 nucleotides long. RefSeq names its product ethylene-responsive transcription factor ERF021-like. Gene Ontology annotation, biological process: regulation of DNA-templated transcription. Lineage: Eukaryota; Viridiplantae; Streptophyta; Magnoliopsida; Brassicales; Brassicaceae. The transcript has a single exon. Bases 1292 to 1843 code for a protein of 183 amino acids. The record is from RefSeq and is a predicted model, not a curated record. Gene Ontology annotation, molecular function: DNA-binding transcription factor activity; DNA binding.